AUGGCAGAGGGGCCGGAGGAAGCCCAAGGCAGCCCUCCCGGACAAGACGGAAGCGGAGGGGACCAUGAUCCCGGCUCUUCCCUGAGAGGCUCUCCCGCUGUCACCACUCCACGCCCCCAGGCCGGGUUGCAAACUGAACCCCAGGCCCUGGGCAAGCCACCAAGCCCGGGCCUCGCGCUCGCUGCGGCCGCUGCGGAGGAGUCGGAGCCGCCGCGCGAUCCCGGGGAGGCAGCCUCUGGUUCUGGUGUCGAGCUGCAGGCAUCGACAGGUUGCGAAACGCUGGAGGCCGCGGCUCCGCGGGAGAGGCCAGCGCGCCUGAGCGCCUGCGAGUACUCCCGGCAGGUGCACGAGUGGCUGUGGCAGUCCUAUUGCGGCUACCUCACCUGGCACAGUGGCCUCGCUGCCUUCCCCGCCUACUGCAGCCCCCAGGUGCCCCCACCAACGUAUCCGACGGCUGGCGCUGGAGCCGCUUCCCAGGCCGCGGCGCCACCGCCCCCCCACCUGGGCUAUUACAAUCCCUUUUACUUCUUGAGCGCGGCUGCCACCGGGCCUGACCCGGGAGCUGCUGCGGGUAUCGCCACCCCUGCUCCAGUCGCCGGCCUGGGACCUCGGGCUCCUCAUGUGCAAGGAUCCGUCAGGGCAGCCCCAGUGACGAGGGUAGGACCCGCUGCCUCCUCGCGAACCCCGAGCGAGACCGGGAGGCAGGCAGGGAGAGAGUAUGUUAUACCAUCCUUGGCCCACAGAUUUAUGGCAGAGAUGGUGGAUUUCUUUAUUCUCUUCUUUAUAAAAGCAACCAUUGUCUUAAGCAUUAUGCAUCUCAGUGGAAUAAAAAACAACUUGCUAAAAAAUAAAAUGGGUCAUCAAGAAAUAUUACAAUACAUGUCUCGUGGUAUUGAAAACAUUGAGACCUGCAGAAAUACAAUAAUUUGCAUUUGGGGAGCAGGUGGAGCUACCCCAGGGAAGUUCCUGCUAGGGCUUCGGGUUGUGACAUGUGACACAUCAGUGCUUAUUGCACCAAGUCGGGUUUUAGUGAUUCCUUCCUCGAAUGUUAGCAUUACAACGUCCACCAUACGAGCUUUGAUCAAGAAUUUUUCUAUUGCUUCUUUCUUCCCUGCUUUCAUCACACUGCUGUUUUUUCAGCAUAAUCGAACAGCCUAUGACAUUGUAGCAGGAACUAUUGUGGUAAAAAGAAAUGGGGUCAGAUGA
Molecule: messenger RNA, 1206 nt
Organism: Orycteropus afer afer
Lineage: Eukaryota; Metazoa; Chordata; Mammalia; Tubulidentata; Orycteropodidae
Gene: FAM8A1
Product: family with sequence similarity 8 member A1
Exons: 5
Coding region: 1-1206 (401 amino acids)
Source: RefSeq, a predicted model, not a curated record